Molecule: messenger RNA, 1179 nt
Organism: Letharia columbiana
Lineage: Eukaryota; Fungi; Ascomycota; Lecanoromycetes; Lecanorales; Parmeliaceae
Exons: 2
Coding region: 1-1179 (392 amino acids)
Source: RefSeq, a predicted model, not a curated record
AUGGAUCCAGCGCCGCCCCCAAAAUCCCUUCUCGGCAGACACCGCCUGCUCUCCCCUUCUGCGGCUGUCAAAGUCAGUCCGCUAUGUAUAGGCGCCAUGAAUUUUGGUGAUGCCUGGGCUGGCAUGAUGGGAGCAGUGUCGAAGGAAUCUGUAUUCGAGCUGCUCGACUACUUCCACGAUCAAGGCGGCAACUUCAUCGACACCGCCAACAACUACCAAUCCGAGCAAUCCGAGAUGUGGAUUGGCGAAUGGAUGCAUAAACACCCUGGCAUUCGCGACCAAAUGGUCAUCGCUACCAAAUACACCACCAGCUUCAGCAGCUACAAAGGUCACGACGGUAUCAUCCACAGCAACUCCGCAGGCAACGGUAGCAAAUCCCUCCAUGUCUCUCUCAGAAACUCUCUGCACAAGUUGAAGACGGACUAUAUUGAUGUGCUGUACGUGCACUGGUGGGAUUUUACAACCUCUAUUCCCGAGCUCAUGCAGAGCUUGAAUACCGUUGUCCAGCAGGGCAAAGUUAUCUACCUCGGCGUUAGCGACACUCCAGCUUGGAUCGUGUCAAAAGCCAACCAGUAUGCUCGCGACCAUGGCUUGCGCCAAUUUGUCGUCUACCAAGGUCAGUGGAGCGCCGCUAGCCGUGACUUCGAGCGCGACAUCAUCCCAAUGUGCGCUGACGAGGGUAUGGGUCUCGCGCCGUGGGGUUCGCUCGGUGCAGGAAACUUCAAGACGAAGAAGCAGAGGGAAGAGUUGAAGGGAGAGGGCAGGAACAUGUUUCCGCCUACUGAGAAUCAGAUCAAGCUUACAGAUGCGCUGGAGAAGGUUGCUGACCGAAAGAGCACGGCUAUCACCUCGGUCGCUCUUGCGUAUGUCAUGCACAAGGCGCCAUACGUCUUCCCAAUUGUGGGUGGGCGGAAGAUCGAGCACCUGAAGGGCAACAUUGAUGCCUUGGGUUUGGAGCUGAGCGAUGAGGAUAUGGCAGAGAUCGAUGGAGCUGCGCCUUUUGAUCUUGGCUUCCCUUUGAACUUCUUGAGUCAGAAGCCUGGAGGCGCGAGGGGACCGGGCGAUGUGUGGUUGAUGGACCUGGCUGGACACUUCGAUUAUGUCGAGGGCAACAAGCCGAUUAAGCCGUCGAAAGGUCAGGCUGAGACUCGUUCUCAGCCGUUCACAAAGCAAGAGUAG